AAGUGGUUGAAUGAAUGAACAGUAUUAUGAAAUGUUUCCAGUCUAAUUAAAUGUAAUUAGUCUUCUGCAACAUUGUUUUUAAUGUCUUUGAUGGUUUUGGUGUAUCAUAGCAUAAUGGUUCACCCAGUGUUUGGGCAUUUUCCUUUUUUUUUUUUUCCUUUUUGCUUCAGCACUGAUGGUUUUCAUAGUUCAGUGUUCAGAAAAAGCUUCCACUUAACUUUCUCAGGGAGACUGAGAAAGAGACUCAGCUGAGUUUGACAUGCCCUGGUCGUGCAUCUGAUUAGGAUAAUUAUCCAGGGUAAUUAUCCAGGCCUCCUGUGUCCUGCUUUAUUGCUCUAUUCUGCUUCUUAUAUGGCUCUUAUGAGAACUUCAUAAAGAUUUUUUUUUCUUUUUAAACUUACCUGCUCUCAGAUUUAAUGGGGGUUUAUUUAAUAGUAUCAUCCUCUCCCUACAGGGUGCUAUUUAACUAAUAAUAUUUUUAAGAAGAAUUCCCUAACUUAACAACCUCCCCAUAUCUGUUUAAACUUUGUUACUGAGUCAUUGGUGGAGCUGGCUCUCAUUUAUGACUUCCUCCUAGUAUUCUCCUGAUGCCAUGGUAAGGAAUUGACCCUUGUCCACAGCACGAGGUACUUUUCUUUGGAUGGUUUCUGGCCAGUUGGCAGUAUCUGGUCCAUAAAAGUGGCCCUUACCCCUACUCUGUACUUCUCUAGCCAUUCCUUUCCUGGUUCUCUUGUUUCCUAGAUGUAGAUUUCCCAGGUGCUGUCUUUGGCCUUGUUUUUUUUUCAUCUUCUUCAUCUCAUAAAACAAUUGCAAAGAUUACAACAAAUUUUACUUCUUGGUUAACAUCUCUCUGAGAUUCCAGUUGCUUCUUGCAUAUCCCAUAAACCUGAGAGUGAGGCUUAGACAACUCCAGUACCUUGUUUAUCAACUGAUAAACAGAGCUCUUUCCCCUUCCUCCACUGAAGUUGUGAGUUGCUUCUGUAUUUGCAAGUUUUGAAGACUGUCACUACCAUUUCUGUCAUCUGGGCUCUGAACCUGGCCAAACCAUGCCAAUUGUACUUCCAUAACAUCUCUUGAAUCUCUUGGUGACCCACACCCUCAUUACCACUGCUACAGUUAAUUCAGGAAUUAAUUUUCUCUGACCUACUCACCACUGCCCCACCUCACCCCACCCUCCAGUAUCUUGUGAAAACAGGCAUUCAGAGGGAGCCCAGGGUGCUUGUUUUUCCUAGCUUCAUAAUGCUAACCACCUGUUGCACAUUGCAGAGCCCUCAAUAUUCCCACCAACCCUGCCCCACUUUUUCAGGAUCUGGUAGUGCCUUUUCUUGUAAAUUCUCUGAUUAAAAAACUUAAAGCACUAGAUGAAAAUCUUUUGUAAAUUUCUUUCAAAAUUGGUCCUAGUUUAAAGAGACCACUGGCUUUCCAACUUUUAUCUGCUGCUUAUAAAAAGUGUAGUGUUGUUGCCCGGGGAAGUUAGGCUCUUCUGGUGCAGCCCCAGAAAGAUCCAAGGAAUCAGUUAGAAUCAUUGUGACCUAAACCAGUGUAACUUCACUGCUAUCAGAUUAUUUCUAAGGCUGCAGCUUUGGUCAAGCUACUCCCUAUACCCCAAAGCUGUUGGGAUCCCCACUGCUUUCAGAAGGUUUAAAUCAGUUCCAGACAGCCUGGUAUUCCGGAUAUAUUACAUAUUGGCUUAGAACUACAUUUCCAACCUUAUAUAAUAUGUCAUUUUACACCCUGCUCCCUGUACACCACAUGUCAUAGCCAAAUGGGUAUGUCUAAGGCCUCUUGGUCUGGAAUGCCCUGCUCAUUCCCUCUCUCGUGCCCUUCAUUCUCUGCAUCAUAAAUUCUCCCCUGCUUCAUAGAUCUAGUGCCCUCUCUGCCAUAAGCCUUCUCGGACUUGCCCAGGUGAAAAUAAUACAUUUAUCGUCUAUAACACCUAAAAAUUUUGUAUCCUGGAUUAGAGUUGUUUAUAUACGUUGCUCCCACUAGCUGGAUGUUCUCCCAGAGCAGGAAUCACAGGUGCAUUUUAUGUCCUUACAACACCUAGCACAUAGUAAGCACUUACUAUUUUUUUGAUGAAUAAAUUGUCAUUUAGUCAGUUUCCACUUGUGAUUCACCUGGUCGUUGGGCUAAAGUUGAGAGUAUUUUGAUUAAUUGGUAUAGCUCCACACUAUGAAAGUCUUGUUUGUGGAGAAACUUGUUCAUCAUUCCCCUCAGCUCACCAUGAUUCUGUUCCACUAAAUUUCUAAUUCAUUGAAGUUUCCAGAUAGGGCAUCGUAGUCAAAGUGAGCCUGUGGGCCUAUGUAUUUUUGCUUGAUAAGUCUUAGAAAUUUACCAGUAUACUGAGAAGAUGAUCAGACUAGGAUUCAGAAUAUAGACCUGAAUUAGAAUUCCACAUCUCCAUCUAAGCUUAGAUAAGUCAUUAAAAAUCUCUUGGUCUUAGUUUCCUCUGUAAGGGAGAAGUUGCACGAGAUAGUUUCAGAUGUCACAUUGGAAUGAAAAUCAAGGCCUAUAUAAAUGCUUUUGAACAGGAGGCUGCAAACUUUUUCCUUAAAGGACCAGAUAAUAUUUUAGGCUUUGCCAGGAAUACAGUAUGUGUUGCAGCUACUCAACUCUGCUGUUAGUAGCUUGAAAGCGGCCGUAAACAAUAUGUUUACUAGUGGCCUAGCUGCGUUUCAGUAUUUUAUUUACAAAAACAGGCAGCAGCCAUGAUUUGCUGACGUAUGCUUUAGAAGUUAGUUAGUGGUCAGCGUAGGCUAAUCCAAGAAACCUGAAUGUGUCUUAAAUGGAAUGUGGACUCUUGGCUUUGUUUUUUUUCAUAUGACAAAAGUAACUUCAUUAUUUGAGUUUUUAUAGUACAGAUGUGAAUAGUCAAUAAGUCCACUGUCAUCCUCAGCUUCUUCCCUGGGUAACCACUGUUACCUAUCAUACUUUUUAAAACAUAUGUGGUAUAUCCACUUUGGAUAAAGGUCUAACAAUUUACUGUACAAGUAAAUAUACACUUACCCCAUGAUCCCCAGCAGUUUACCCAAGAGAAAUGAAAACAUAUGUCCACAAAAAUACACAAAAUAUUCAUAGUAGCUCCAAACUGGAAAGAGCCCAGGUGUCCGGCAGUAGAAUGGAUAAACAAACCAGUGUCCACACAGUGGAAUACUACUCAACAGUAAAAAGGAGCAAACUACAGGUAACACAAAACAUGGGUGAAUCCCACAAUUAGGCUGAGCAGAAAAGAAGCUUUACCAAAGAGAAUAUACUAUAUAAUUUCAUUUCUUUGAAAUUCUAAAUCAAGCAAUACUUACCUAUGCUGGGGAAAAGCCCAGAAUGGUGUUUGCCUCUAGGAUGGUGGUCAUGGGGAUUGACUGGGAAGGGGCAUGAGAACUUUAUAGGGUGUUGGCAAUGUUCUGUAUCUUGAUAGCUGUUUGAAUCAUAGAGGUGAAUGUAUUUCUAAACAACCGUGUCAUGGUACCUUGGAGAUUUGUGUAUUUUGCUGAAUGCAAUUUUCCCUCAAUUUUAGUUAAUAUAAUGUUGAAGUAUUUAGGGGUUAAGUGUACUGACAUCUGCAACUUGAAAUUCUUAAAAAAAAAAUAGACGGUGAAUAGAUAAGAGGUAAAUACAGUAGACUUUACUGUAGAAUCUAGGUGGGGUUUAUGCGUGUUCACUUACAUUUCUUUUAACUUUUCUGUGUAUUUGUAAGUAUUCCUAAUUGGAUAUUGGAGAAGAAAGAAUACAUGAAUAUAUUGUUUCUCUUCACUGCCUUCUACCAGUCGCAGUCUUUCCCACAGAUAAUGAUUGCUUAUCAGUUUUCCUACCAGUCCUUUUUCAACACACUUACAUAUGUGUAUAUGUAUGUAUGUGUGUGUAUGUAUGUAUAUGAGUAUAUAUGGACUAUGUAGGAAUAAUUAAUUUUCCACUUUUACAUGAGUAAUAGGAAGAAUGUAUGUUCUAGAACUUGCUUUUUUUCACUUAAUAUGUCUUGACUGUUUCCAUGUCUCUGUCUCUCUCUCCCCCCCAUUUAUUUAUCUCAUUCCUUUGAGUCAUUGCAUAAUAUUCCAUAGUGUAGGGAUAUAUAUCCAAGAUAUAUAUAUAUUUCUUUGUGAUGAAUAUUUAGUUGUUUGCAAUUUUUCUCUUGCAAAUUGUGCAGUGCAUGUGUGCAACUAUUUAUCCAGGGUAGUCACUGAGAAAUGGAAUCACCAGUUUAUAGUAUAUGUUUAUUUUUAUAUUAAUUUAUUGUCCUCCAGUAAAGCUGUACCAGUGUAUACUCUCACCAGCAGGGAUCAAAUUACCUGUUUCCCUUCAACUUUCUGAGCAUUGGUUAUCAUCACUCUUUAAAAAUUUUUGCCAGUUUGUUGGGAUGCUGGUGUCUUGGUUGGUUUAAUUUGCAGUGUCUCUGAUAAUUGCAAUUUAUGUUUGCUCAGUUUUCGUUUCUUUACAGCGACCUGCUCGUCUUUUUGCUGUCUUUUGUCUCUUAAUUCUUUUAUUUUAAAAAUUGUACUUGUUUAAAUAAAUAUUAUUACAAAUUUAACAGUCUUUCCUGAUCACUUAUCUCAAAAUAUAUUGAAUAGUCCAUCAUUUUCUCACUGAUUUGAAGUGCCCGCUUUGUUACGUGGAUUUUAUAUGGAUCCUUUCUUGAUUAUUGUUAUGUUUUGUUAUUAAUCUGUAUCUCUGUUCCUGUGUCAUUAUCACUCUAUAGCAUGUAAGCUCUAUGUAAGCGUUUAAAAUAAAAUAAAUUUGUGAAAUCUGUGCGAGUACUGUCUGUUUAGUUUUGGUAUCUGGAGAGUGCUAGCCUUAUAAAGAUUUAGGUAACUUACGGAGCAUACAAAAAGGACAGCUCGUGUGUAGAGAAAGAAUCUACUUGAAAAUUGGGAGAACUAAAGCCAUUUGGACAUAGUGUCUCUUUUAGGGAUAGAGCUCUUUAUUUCUUGUAACAACUUCUGAUUUGAAUAUGUUUAUUUUCUUUAAAAAUCAUAUAUUUCAUCUAUUUUUGAGCUUACUAGUUGGAAAUUGGUUUUAUUGGUAAAAUUAAUGAUUUUUUUUUGCAUUUGUUUCCAUUAACUUGAGCUUGUAUCUUAAAUCUCCUACUUUCCUUGAAUUUAUUUUACUCUUGAAUUUAAAACCUGGCUUUUUUGGUUAGUCUGGUUUUUUAGUGAAUGCGUAUAAGGCUCUGGAUUUUCCUUUGUGUUCUGCUUUGGCUACAUGAUUGUUUUGAAUUUUGAAUGUUUUGGGUUUUGUUGUCUUUUUAAUCCAAAGGUUAUUUAGCAGUCCAUUUUCUAAAUUUUUGUUAUACUUCUCUAACAUACUUUGAUUUUGAAAAAUGUGGCCUUGAUUUUUUUUUUUUUAGGUUAUUUUUUAUUUUGUUUUGGUUUGGUUUUUUUGAAAUUUAAGUCAUGGUCAGUUUCGAGGCAAUGUUCCAGGUUUAUAAAGAGUAUAUUUUCUGGUGACUACAAAGUUUUACAUAUAUUAAAUAACUAUUAGUUGUGUUUUUAAAAUAUUAUCCUUUUUGUUAUUGUUUACCUGAUCUGUGGAUUUCUGGAAGAGGUACGUUAAAAUCUCUACAGAUGAUUGUGAUAAAUUUUGCUUUACAUAUCUUAAGCCACUUAGCAUCACAAAUGUUCAUGGCUUUUAUGCUGUAUCUUCUUGAUGUGUUUUGUUUACUUUUUAUUAAUAGAGAAUAUCUUUGCUUUGUUAAUACCUUUUGACUUGAAUUCUAAAUAGUUUGCUUUCAGGAAUAAUGCCACUUCUACAUUUCUUUUUGUUAGCCAAGAUCUACUUUAUUUUCAACCAGUAUGUGUUAUAAUUUUAGGUUUUUAUCUAUAAAUAGCAUUUAUUUAUAGUGCUAUAAGGUUUUCUUUAACCCACUUUGAGAAUGUCUUUUAUUAGACUACUAUUAAAUUAUUCCUACCUUAAUAUUUUUGGGAUUUUAAGUUGUUACUAAAUUAAAAUCAAAUUUUAACUGUGUAAAAUACAGACUAAUGUAGUGGCAAAAGGAGAUCAUUGGCUGGCUGAAGGAUGUACAGAUUGCAAACGGGCACAAGGAACCUUUCAGAGGUGAUAGAAAUGUUCUGUAUCAUUAGUGUAGUGGUGGUUUCACAAUACAUGCAACUGUCUACUCAUUGGGAUUGUGCACUUGGAAUCAAUGAAAAUUAUUGUAUGUAAGUUAUUCCUCAGACAUGAAAAGGAGAAGAAAUUAAAAUCAACACUUACUUAGAUGUUACCAGCAAGUCUUACUGGUUUCUUUGCUCACCAUUGCUUUAUAUAUUUUUCUUGUCUUCGAUUUUUAAAGAAAACUUUAAAAAAUGAAAAAUGUACAAUUAUAUUAUCUUUUUCUAGAAUUUAGUCUGUGAACUUUGUCCUUUUUUUUCAGAUUAGAUAAUAUAUAAGUUUUUCUUCCAAAAUGAAGGAAAUGAAGACAGUGUAGCUAAAACUUAAAGCCUCCUCAGUUUGGAAUAUACUGUUUUAUUUUUGGCUGAUGAGAUAUCUGUCAGUCAUAUUUCUCUGCUCUAGGUAAAACCCGUUUUAUCUUUUUAGAAGCUUUAAGAAAUUUUCACUUUAUUUUUAGUAUUCUGAAAUUUUACCUUUUUCUAUCUAGGUAUAGGGUAUUUUCUAAUAUUUUUCAAUCUUUUCCAAUCUAGACACAAAAUGUGUUAUUUCUUUGGGCAUUCCUCCCCAUCCCCUUUUCUGUGGAAUUCCUGUUAGAUUUAUUGAUAUUAUGGUUCUGUCUCCCGUGUGUCAACAAGCUCCAUACACACUCCCUGUCUUUUUGCCCAGUAUUGUAAAACACCUUGGUUUGAUCUUUUAGCUCACUGAAUUUUUCUUUGGCUUGGCUAGUUCUCUAGGUUAGGCCUUCUUCCAAAUUUUUGUUUUUUAAAUAGCUUUAUUGAGGUAUAAUUGUGACAUAUGGUAAACUGCACGUAUUUAAAAUUAAAAUGUAUAACUUGAGUUUUGAUGUGUAUUCACCUAUAUGCAUAUACAUCUAUUGUACCCAUGGAACUAUCACUCUAAUCAAGGUAAUGAAAAUAUUCAUCACUCCCCAGAUUUCCUCUUUCCCAUUUGUAAUCCUUUUCUUUCCCUACCUCCCCAGUAUCCAGGCAAAAAUAGAUCUGCUUUUUGACAGUUUAGAUUAGUUUGUAUUUUCUGAAACUUUAAAUGCAUGGAAUCAUGUAGCGUGUUCUCUUUGGGGUCAGGAGUGCUGAGUUGUUUCAUUCAGCACAGUUACUUUGAGAAGUAGUUCAUGAAUAGUAUUCCAUUGUAUUAUAUGCCAGAAUUUAUUUAUUAAUUCAUCUGUUGAUGUGCUUUUGGGUUGUUUGGAGUUUUUAGUGAUUACAAAUAAAGCAUUUACGAAUAUUCAUAUACUUCUGCGAACGUGUGCUUUCGUUUUUCUUGGUUAAAUAUCUAGGAAUGGAUUGGCUGGAUCCUAUCAUAGGUAUAUGCUACUAACUUUUCAAAAAAUUGUUUUCCAAAAUCGGUUUUUGUUUUGGCACAUUCCCACCAGCAGUGUAUUAGAGUGUCAGCUGCUCCGCUCCUAGGUCAUCACUUGGUAUGGUCAGUCUUUAGAAUUUCUAGCAUUCUGGUGAGCAUGUAGUGGUUUUGAUUUGCCCUUCCUGGAUAACUAGUGAUGUUGAGUAUGUUUUCAUGAGCUUUAUUGUUUUGCAAUUCUCAUUACAUCUUUGAUGAAGUUUCUGUUCAAAACUUUUGUCCAUGUUUUAGAAAUUUGUUUUGUUGUAAGAGUUCUUUAUAUAUUCUAGAUUGCAAAUAAGUAAUUUAUUGGUUUCAUAUUAUGCAAAAUAUUUUUCCCAGUCUUUGGUUUGCUUUUUUGUUAGGUGUCUGGAUUUUUUUUUAUUAUUAUUUGACUCUUCUCCAGUUCAGCUAUCUACUAAGUUUUAAAAUUUUAACAAUCAGAAUAUGAAAUCAGAUUUUGAAAAAUUAUCCUCUUACCUUAUACUCUGUAUUUUAAUUAUACUCAUGCUACCCCCCCCCCCGGUUCUGUACCCUGUUACAACCCAGUUUUUUCAGGCAUUACUUUCUUUGUUGCAUUUGAUACUUUAUUGGAUUAGUUUUUCUUCUCAGUAUUUUGUAAUUAUUGGUUCUCUGCACCUCCUCUUUGUAUUUAGACUUCCCUGUCAUAGCAUUCAGGGAUGAGGCAUAGGUAGCCAAGAGCUGGUCAGGUAUGGAGAUUCUCUGUGGAGAGAUUUAGAUUUUUACCAACCCAUCCAGGACCUUGCCCAGCUUUUAUCCCAAACCCCAAUGUUCCCUUCUUCAUAGCAUGUACAAAAAUUAACACACAGUGGAUCAAAGACCCAAACUUAAAGAGCUAAAACUAAAAAUUCUUAGAAGAAAAUAUAAUUACAAGUCUUCAUGACUUUGGAUUAGGCAGUGGUGUUUUCGAUAUGAUACCAAAAGUCAAGCAACCAAGGAGAAAAACAGAUAAGUUGGACUUCCUUGAGAUUAAGAACUUCUCUGCUUUAAAGGACACUGUCGGCGCCCAGCGGGGCGUGGCGUCCGAGCAAGGCGGGCAUCAGCUGGCGGCCAGUGCUGGGUCCUGGGCUGGGGCCGAGAGCCAGGGCAGGCAGGGCCACUUUCUGCAGCUCGCUGGCCGCGACGACGGCGCAGGCGCCAGCGAGGCCCGUGGGGAGUGGCGGCGCAGCCAGGCGGGUGAGACCGUCGCCUGGGCCCUGGCCCGCGCUCUACCGGAGCGAUGCUUUCCGCGCUCGGGGAGCUGGUGCAGUUGCUGGGCUUCGCUCCCUUCGAGGUCUUCGUGCACCUGAUGGCCCUGUCGGUGUUCGUGCUGCUGGCCCUGCGUGUGGACGGCCUGGCUCCGGGCCUCUCCUGGUGGAACGUGUUCGUGCCCUUCUUCGCCGCUGACCGGCUCAGCACCAACUUCACUACUGUCGUCUCCGUGCACCUCUUCCAGGUCGGAGAGAAGCGGCUGGCCGUGCUCCACCUUUUCUGGGUCCUCACGGUUCUUAGCCUGAAGUUCGUCUUCGAGAUGUUGUUGUGCCAGAAGCUGGUGGAGCAGACUCGGGAGCUCUGGUUCGGCCUGAUCACGUCUCCGGUCUUCAUUCUCCUGCAGCUUCUCAUGAUCCCUGCCCGCCGGUCAACUAGGCUCGCAGAAGAAAAGCUAGAAUGCGGGGCCCCACGCUGAGGUCCCACCUCCGCCACACCAGAGGAGGAGGAGUCUUGGUCUGAAAGCCACCUUGUGCCCUGCUGAGUGCCCAGCUUCCUCUCUAAAAGUCAUGUCUGAAAUUGUUCCCUCAGCAGGGCUGAAAAGAGCAGCCUUGAUUCUUAAAACGUAUUCCCUCUUAUUUCAUGCUUUGAAUAGCUAAUCUUGAAUUGAGAUCCUGAGAAGGCCAGACAGUCCUGAACUCCUCUGACAGUUGGAAACCGCAUAUAAGUAAAAUGUCCUGAUGGGCUCUGAGUAUUAUCAUGGAUCCUGGGAAAGUACCCACUGUGCAAAGGCUGCAAAGCUGGACUCGGGAUUUCCCCAGGCCAACAGUGCUGACCUGAGAGCUUACUGUCCCAUGCCGCCAGACAAGACUUCCUUAGAUGCUUGAGCUCUAAAAAGUGUCACCAGGCAGACAGGAGUAUGUUGAAUAAGCAUGAGCAGGACCCUAUCUGGGUAUCUGUCACCUGAGAAAAGAACUUGCUUUCAGGGCACUGCUUGGUUUCCUAUCCCAGCAGAUUUCAGCGUCACAACUUUUCCACCACCUCGUGGCCAGCACUGUUAGCGCACCUGAGACCUUUAGGCCACCCUAAGGGACUAGAGAGAGAAAUAGGUGCUCUGAUGUGCAUAGCCAUUGAGACCUACACGUGGGAAGUUUGCAGGUGGUCUCAGCCCACACCUGUUGGCCUAAGGGCUUUGGUUUGGUGCCAGUCGGGUGCCAAAUGAGAAUAUUUGCUGAGAUAAAAAUAAAAUAAGAAUGUUUUGCUGAAAAAAAUAAUAAUAAAGGACACUGUCAUGAAAGUGAAAAGACAACCCACAGAAUGGGAGAAAAUAAUUGAACAUCAUGUAUCUGACAAGAGGCUUGUGCUUAUAAUAUAUAAAGAACUCUUAGAACUCAAUAAAAAGACAACCCAAUUUAAAAAUGGGCCAAGGAUCUGAAUAGACAGUUCUCUAAAGAAGGUACGAAUGACCAAUAAGCUCAUGAAAAAAUGCUCAACAUCAUUAGUCAUUAGGGAAAUGCAAAUUAAACCCACUAGGAAGUAUUAAUGAGAAUGUGGAGAAAUUGGAAUCCUGCUGGUGGGAAUGUAGAAUGUUGUAGAUGCUUUGGAAAAUAGUCUGGUACUUAACUCAAAAUACUAAACAGAAUUACCAUAUGAUCAAGCAGUUCCACUCAUAGGUGAAUGAAAUGUGAAUUAUACCUCAAUAAAUAGCUCCUUAUAAAAAUUUGAAUAUACAAAGGACUUUAAAUUUGUACUUGUCCAUAUAAUUGAUUUUUUAAAAAAUUAUACCUGCCUCUGCUUUAAUUUAUUUUUAACUAUAAACAGGUUAUUAAUUUAUUUACCAAGGGGAAGUUGUUUCUCAUCAGAAUUCUCUGAGGAUAAGGCAUAGUCUUUCUAUUGUCUAGGUACCCUCAGGUAACUAGGAAGUUUGCAGAAGUAGGGAGUCAGAUCACACGGUCUCAGUGUGUUGAACGGGUGUGGAUGUCCAGGCCUUGAUGAAGCCUAAUGACUUACCUGUUCCCUGCUUACAUUAACUAGCGCUGAGGCAGACGUGGCACACUGAACAGGUCCCAUCUGCACUACCUAUUACUCAGGUAGGGUAGCUCAAUUUGUUUCAUCCCUGUCAUUGUCAGGAAUGCAUCUGAGUAAAUAACUGCAAGAUACUGAUAUAUAAGAACAGCAGUUUACAACGUCUGUUUUUAUUUUCAGGUAUUUUUUUUCUUAGUGUAGGAGAAAGGCGGUUAAGUUGAUAAAGUACUGCCAUCCUUGUGAGUGGUCUUUCAUAUGUGGUUUUUACAAGUGAGAUUAAUUUUAGUUUUUAAAUGUUAAGUUUGUUCUUGGCGAGAGGAUCUUAUCAAGCAGGGGAAAUUGGCUUCAGUGCUGAAAAUCACUUAUCUACUUGGUACACUCCCUACAUUCAAAAUUGACUUAAUGGCCACUAGUACAUGGCAUCAGGUUUGGGACAUGGCUGUUAAUCUGUGUAUCUAUUUUAUAAACCUAACUUUUUUUUUUUUUGAGAUUUUUUUGAUGUGGACCAUUUUUAAAGUCUUUAUUGAAUUUGCUACAAUAUUGCUUCUGUUUUGGUUUUUUUUUUUUUUUUUGGCCCCGAGGCAUGUGGGAUCUUAGCUCCCCGACCAGGGAUGGAACCCGCACCCCCUGCCUUGGAAGGUGAAGUCUUAACCGCUGGACCACCAGGGAAGUCCCAACCCAACUCUUUAUAGGAAGUUUUUACACUUCUCUUCGUGUUUGCUAUAUGUUCAUUUGCUUUGUAACCAUUUUUAUAAAUCUGCUUUAUAUUAUUUUUCCUGAAAAUUUAAAAUCAAAUUUGAAAAUGGUAAGCAUAUUUUCAGAUGACUUUGAAACACCGCUAAAUAAUUAAACUCCUGGCACCUCUGUUUUAAACUUCUCCAGUUUAAUAUCUACUGCGUCAGUUGACAAACUACUGUGGCCUCAGUCUGCCUGCUCUGUAAGUGAGGCUUUAUUGGAUGGAACGCAUCCCCCACUCCUUAUCACAUUUAUAUAUUUGUACCCUGGUCUGCUCUGUGGAGGAGUUUAUCCAUUAGUUCCUACAAAUACCCAGAUCUGAAAGAAUGGUUUUUGUUCUGUAUCUCAUUAAACCAUCCUUUGGGCUUUGCACGUAUUUCAUCUACCUCUGUAGUAAACUGAUCACUUCUUUAAGAUUGGUCUUCCUUUGUGUUUCUGCAACAGGAUCACUCUGUGUGAUAGGGAAGUGAUGCUGUCUGGAGGCGACAUCCUGUGCUCCUUUCUUCCUUCUGUCCUUUCGCUCCCUAUUUUGGCCUCCUGGUUUUUUUUUGGCUGUGCUGCGUGGCAUGUGGGAUCUUAGCUCCCCAACCGGGAAUCCAACCCGUGCCCUCUGCAUUGGAAGCACGGAGUCUUAACCAUUGGACUGCCAGGGAAGUCCCUUUGAUCAGUUUUUAAAUGUUCAAAUAUAAAUGUGUGACGUUAACAAUAUAUUCUAGUAUAUAAUCUUGAUGGUGACCACUUACGAUGUUAGAUCUUUGAAUACAGACAUUUGAGAAAAAUCUAGAUGUUCACAAAAUAAAUCACUGGCUUAGGAUAGAUCUUAGUGUUUCCAGAUUGUGAAGAAAAAAAGGUUAAGCCCUUGAUGUUGAAACUUGCGUCUGCCAGCUCUUGCUGCGUGCUUAGCAGGGAGUUGUCAAGUCCCACUGGUUGGGAUGCUCCUCUCUUCACUUCUGCAUGAUGCUUCCACUCAACCAGUGUUUCCUAAACUUUAUUCAUUGAUACCAGCUUCAUGAUUUACCUUCUCUGCAUGUUUCCUGGCUAUUCUCUAAAUCAGCUCACUUUUUAAAACCCAAAUUUAUGCUAAUAAUUACUGUGAAAUACAGGGUUGAUGUGCUAAUUCUUUUUUUUUUUUUUUUUUUUUUUUGGCCGCCUGUGCGGCAUGCAGAACUUCCCCUAGGAUUGAACCCAUGGCUCCUGUAGUGGAAGCAUGGAGUCUUAACCACUGGACCACUGGGGAAGUCCUAUGUGUUAAUUUUUUUGUUUGUCACAUAUACAUACUGGGGUUUUUGUCCAACCUAAAAUCAUCUUUCUUCUUUCUAGAGAGCAUUAACUCCAUUUCGGGAAAUACUCCCUUAUGUGCUGGAAUUUUAAAGCUCUGAUCUUGAAUCAGUGUGAUCUGUGGAAGCUACUUGUAGUUGGAAGUAUCAGAGGAGAGGAGGGGGUCACAGGAUGUGGGUGGGUGCUGCCUGCUGAAAUACCCCUUGCUUGGGCAAACUCAUAUCGCUCUGAAUAUGAAGAUACUUGGCUGUGUGCAUGGCAAAGCUUGGAGUUCUAGCCUUGCAAUGAUGGGUCUGUUUUUUUACCCUGGCCACAUCACACACACACACACACACACACACACACACACACACACACACACACACACACACACACACACACACACACACACACACACACACACACACACACACACACACACACACACACACACACACACACACACAAUGAUGG
Orcinus orca (killer whale) is the source of this 13152-nucleotide messenger RNA. RefSeq names its product transmembrane protein 203-like. The record is from RefSeq and is a predicted model, not a curated record. Gene Ontology annotation, biological process: intracellular calcium ion homeostasis. The coding region runs from base 8693 to 9139 and encodes 148 amino acids. NCBI's taxonomy places the organism in Eukaryota, Metazoa, Chordata, Mammalia, Artiodactyla, Delphinidae. The transcript has 2 exons. Gene Ontology annotation, cellular component: endoplasmic reticulum.